GGAUCGUUGAUGGUAUUGGGCGUACUAUUGUGCACGCGCAAAGGGGCCAUCAGGCAUGACGUCUGGCGAAUUGAGUGUUGAACCUGGAUAUUAAUGCAGACAUGCAACAGGGCCAGUUUAGUGUGGUGGAUAUAACGCAUCUAAAGAUUAGUCCAACAUAGUCUACUUUUAUCUAGUUUGCAGAUCUAAAGUUCAGGCUCAGCUAUACUUUCUUUUUGCAAAACGAAUGGAAAAUAGCGCCUGGCUGUUUGCGUUUGUGUUCAAUCAGACAGCAAGCCUACACAUUACGCCAACAAAAUUCAUUCCUUGCAACCGUUCGUCGGGACUUUCGAUGUGUAACAUCAAGCAUUUGUGGCACCUGGAAUAGAAGCCAAAAAGUGAGAAGCUACCAUGGCCAAAAGACCUGUUAAGAUGGAAAUGAUGCCACGCAACUCUGCACGGGAGUUGCAUGGGCCAGGGAUGGGUGAUCUGACAUUGCGAUGGCUCGCCUCGCAACUAGGCCCUGACUGGGAGAAAGUGGCGUCUUUCCUCGGCUUUACCGCAUCCGAGAUCAGAACCUUCAAGACGGACAAUCCUUUGCAGACGGAGGAGCAAGCCUUCCAGGCGUUCGUCAAGUGGAGGCAGCGACAGCCUCUCGGAGAGGACCAGACCACCGCGGUAUGCUCGGCGCUUCGGGAGGCUCGCAGAGUCGAUCUCGCUGAGCAAUUGCGAGAGAGAACAAGACAGCAAGACCUUUGCUGCCGAGAUCCGAGCGAAGCAGAAGGACCACGGUGUGAGACCCACCCUCGUGAGGUAAUUCGGUUCUUCUGCGAAACAUGCACCGUUUCGAUCUGCCACCUAUGUACAGUGAUCGACCACUGCAAGUCCAAGCACGACAUCGCGCACAUUGGAGAGGCUGCUCGCAUGUACAGACACGUCUUGAAAGAAAUCAUGCUCCCCGGACUUGGCAUGGAAAUCGAGGAGCUCGAGAGAUCCUUGAAGGAGAUAUCUCGUGCCAAACGGAUCUUCAUCAAACACUUUGUCCAAACGAAAACGGAACUGAUGGAGAGAUUUCAGGAGGCGGAGGCUGAGGGCACCCUGGAAGGGAAACAUAUGGUUGACGCCAUGAGAGAUCUUAGAAGGCAGCGCGACUGGGAAUUCGGGCAGCUUGAGGCGAGAGUGAGUAACCUGCUGAGGAGGAAACAGGAAUCACGAGCAACCGCCUGGGAGAUCUCAAAGAACGACCAGGAGGACCGCGAUUUCCUGGCAGUCUAUCACUGGAUCCGGCAGAGGAUAGAGCACCAGAGCAGCCAAAGGCCGCCUGAGGUUGACCCCGGUUUGUCGUGUCUGGAGAGGUUCCGGACGAGUAGCCCGGACUCCCGCUACCCUCGACCAGGCGAGCUGGACCUGGGUGGAUCGUUGGAGCUGCACGGCGACUCUGGUAGGCAGGGCGUGCGCAAUAGAGGCGAGGAGACCCUGGUGAUGAACGGGGCUCGAGGGGUGGCGAUUCUGGCAUGUCGCGAGAUCGCGGUGGCAGAUCAUUUCAACAGACGCGUGGUCAUCUGCAACACCGAAGGUCAACCGCAGCGAGUUAUUCCUGUACCCGGCAACCCCUACGAUGUUGCAGCUUCUCCUACGUCCAAUCGCAUUGUGGUUGUGGACAGCACUUCAUACGUCCGCGUCUUCUCUAAAGACGACAAGUUACUGGCCGAGUUCCCAACAGUGCCGCGGGCCGAAGUUGACGACACGGAAGUGGACCUACGGAGCGUGGCGGUCUGGCCCGAUGGUACCAUCCUCGUGGGCGAUAUCAAGAGGAAGGUCUGGACUGAGCACUGCCCGACUGAGGGCGUCCUCCUGCGCACCGUGCCGGUCAAGACCAAGCCUUACUACAUGUCAGUCAACAACGACAGGGUCGUGGUCAGCGGCCUCAAGCAGAGGGCGCGUGUUCUCGACACCAACGGGGACAAAGUGUUCACCAUCAAGCCGACCGUCGACGGCGAAGCGGUGGAACAGCUGACCGGUGUUUGCUACGCCAGCUCGGGUAUCUUCACGACGAUGAACAACCGCGUGAAGGACACUGGACACAUCCACCACUACGACGAGAGAGGAGCCUUCCUCGGCUGUCUGGACCAGGGACUAAGGCUUCCGCUUGGGAUUGCGUGCACGGCACAUGGGCGAGAGCUAGCCGUGGCCGAUUGGGAUGGUUCAGUCAGGAUGUAUAACUUUAAUGCAUAUGCUUAAUAUGUGACUCCGCGUUCCUCGACGUGACGCGCAGUGGCGUAUAGCCAGGGUUCUCAGUCACCAUAGGUGCGAGUGGGGGUUGGAUGUUAAAAUAGGGUGGGGUCAAUUUAUGCUGAACCCGUUAACUACGGUAUGGUCAUUUAUAACUGGGAGGGGCGACUAGGCCGAGUUGCGGAUGAUUGUUCUUAUAUUGGUGGUGCGCCCCCCCCCCCUCCCGAAAAGGCCGCUGAUGAUGCGCUGUGAAGAUAUUGACUGAGACGUCUGGGAAUUGAUUUAUUGCAAUAAACAUAUCUCAGUUGUUUACGUAAUGACGUUAAGUAUCAAUUCGUUGAUCAUAUUAUCUAAUCCCCACCUUGCUCCCAUUCGCACCCUUCUGGCGUAAAAAAAACACCAAGGCCUAUCCGGUAGGUCUUAUACAUGCACCACAACAGACAAUAAUUGUAAUUUGUCACACACGAGCACAAAAAGGUCCACAAAUCAAAAUCACAAAUUGAAACUCUAUUUUACUAUAAAAUAUACAAUUUAUCUUUAAAAAAAAAGCCGUGUACUUGAUGACGUCACCAUUGUGACUGAUGAGACCCUGAGGCAUCCACGAAUCAAACAAUCAAUAACUUAAUCUCAUCUUGCAGAAUGCCGAGUGUAUCUUUUUUUAAUUGGUGGAUUUUUUUCAAUGUGUACAUUUGAACCUUGUUUGGCCCUUUGCCAACAGAGUUUAACGUUUUGGGCUGCCA
This is a messenger RNA of Patiria miniata (bat star), 2951 nucleotides long. RefSeq lists its product as uncharacterized. Bases 391 to 2220 code for a protein of 609 amino acids. Lineage: Eukaryota; Metazoa; Echinodermata; Asteroidea; Valvatida; Asterinidae. The transcript is spliced from 5 exons. The record is from RefSeq and is a predicted model, not a curated record. Gene Ontology annotation, biological process: protein polyubiquitination; signal transduction; proteasome-mediated ubiquitin-dependent protein catabolic process. Gene Ontology annotation, molecular function: protein binding; ubiquitin protein ligase activity; translation repressor activity.